This is a messenger RNA of Capsicum annuum, 3801 nucleotides long. Its product is annotated as adenylosuccinate lyase-like. NCBI's taxonomy places the organism in Eukaryota, Viridiplantae, Streptophyta, Magnoliopsida, Solanales, Solanaceae. The coding region runs from base 304 to 1548 and encodes 414 amino acids. The transcript has 12 exons. Gene Ontology annotation, molecular function: catalytic activity. The record is from RefSeq and is a predicted model, not a curated record.
UUUAGAACUUGAUUAUGUAUUAAGUCUAAAUUUAAUCUCAACUAAUACUGAAUAUCCCCUCCUUAGCCCUUAUCCUACUCAAGUCCAAAGGCCUAUCUUAGGGUCGUUUGGUUGGAAACAAGUUAUAUUCGAUGCAUUUUGGUGCCGAAUCAAGUAGUUAAUAUUAUAAUUUCAAAAUAAUUUAAUUAAUCUUAUUUCGAAAACCUCAAAAUUCUUCAGCUGAACCAAAGCUAAAACCCUACUUCUUCUUUUUAGUUCGACCAAUCCAGUUCUUUGAGUAUAAGGUUUAACCAAACAAAAAAGAUGGAAGUUGGAACAUGUUUCAGUGUCAACAAGACAAUGUUUUUAUCGAACCCCAUGACCCAAAAAUCCAGUUAUGUUCCAAAUUCAUGGCUCAAUCCAUUGAAUUUGUCGUUUCCAGCUAUAAAAAUUUGUACUUGCAGAGCAGUAGUUAAAGGGUCAGUCAGCUCGUUGAACACUCAAGAAAAGGUCACAGAGGUCACAGGGAUGUCUUCUGAUCAUUCUCAAGAUCUAGAACUCUCAAGUUUAUCGGCUCUAUACCCAUUGGAUGGCUGUUAUUGGGGUAAAGUCAAAGAACUUGCUCCGUUUAUGAGUGAGUAUGGAUUAAUUCGUUUCCGCAUUUUGGUUGAGAUUAAAUGGUUGGUAAAACUGUCUCAAAUACCUCAAGUCAUUGAAGUUCCAAGCUUCUCUGAAAGAGCUCAGGCAUUUUUGCAAGACCUGAUUGAUGAAUUUAGUAUGAAUGAUGCCUUGGAAGUUAAGAAGAUUGAGAGAGUAACGAACCAUGAUGUGAACGCAGUGGAAUACUUCUUGAAACAAAGAUGUCAAUCACAUCCGGAGAUAGUUAAGGACAUCAACAAUCUUGCCCAUGCAUUGAUGUUCAAAGGAGCUUUGGAUACGGUCAUCUUGCCAGUCAUGGAUGAAUUGAUUAGAGCAAUGUGUGACAUGGACACAACACAUUCUUCUGUUCCUAUGCUUUCUCGCACCCAUGGACAGCCUGCUUCGCCAACAACCCUUGGAAAGGAAAUGGCAAUUUUUGCUUUUCGAUUAAGUAGGGCGAGAAGGGAGAUUUCUCAAAUAGAGAUGCUUGGGAAAUUUGCUGGUGCUGUAGGAAACUACAAUGCACAUAUAGCUGCAUAUCCUGAAAUAAGCUGGCCAGAAAUUGCAGAGGAGUUUGUCGUGUCACUUGGAUUAAAAUUCAAUCCAUAUGUUCCUCAGAUCGAAACUCACGACUAUAUGACCAAACUUUUUCACUCAAUCAUCCAGUUUAACAACAUUUUGGUUGAAUCCAGCUUUCUCGCACCCAUGGGCAGGGAGAGAAGGGAGAUUUCUCAAAUAGAGAUACUUGGGAAAUUUGCUGGUGCUGUAGGAAACUACAAUGCACAUAUAGCUGCAUAUCCUGAAAUAAGCCGGCCAGAAGUUGCAGAGGAGUUUGUCGUUUCACUUGGAUUAAAAUUCAAUCCAUAUGUUCCUCAGAUCGAAACUCACGACUAUAUGACCAAACUUUUUUCACUCAAUCAUGCAGUUUAACAACAUUUUGGUUGAUUUUGAUAGAGAUCUUUGGGGAUACAUUUCUCUGGGUUACUUUAAGUAGACAACUAAAGCUGGUGAAAUUGGGUCCUCAACAAUGCCUCACAAGUAAAUCCAAUUAAUUUUGAAAAUAGUGAAGGCAAUCUUGGAAUAGCUAAUGGAGAUCUGUCCCAUUUGAGCACUAAACUACCUAUUUCGCGCUGGCAGCGGGAUUUGACAGAUUCAACAGUUCUGAGAAACAUGGGAGUAGGACUAGGACAUUCUCUUCUUGCUUACAUGAGUGCUCUACAGGGAAUUCAGAAGCUUCAGGUGAAUGAAGCUGCUCUGACGGAAGAUUUAGAUAAAACAUGGGAGGUUCUUGCUGAACCAAUACAAACGGUGAUGCGAAGGUACGGUGUGCCAGAGCCUUAUGAGAAGCUGAAGGAGUUGACCCGAGGAAGAGCGGUGAACAAAGAAAGCAUUAGAGAUUUCAUCCAAAAUUUGGAUAUUCCAACUGAUGCAAAGACAUGAACUUAACUUGACACCUCAUACUUACGUUGGAGCAGCUGCAGAAUUGGCUAAGAACAUAAACGAGGCCAUAAAUCUGGCGAAUGGAGUUCAGAUCUUUUGAAACAAGAGCCAAGAACCUUUGCAGCUCUCUGCAGCACACGGACUAGAGUCAACGAAUUCAACGAGGGAGGACAGUUGCCUAAUGGCAUGCACACCAGAUUGCCAGUGAAGCAUAAUAUGUUCCUGAUGCAGCGUCAGCGGCCUAGUCAAAUGCAACAAUUAUCUGUUGGCAAAGCAUCCGCGGCUUCAGCAACGCCUCCAUCCACCUAGUAGGCGAACACAAAGCGUCGAGGAGGGAUAGAUAAUCUCUACAUCAAUGUUGACAAACAAAGAUUUCAGAUAAGGUUUCUUUAUGUCUGGCUAAAAUAUAUUUUGUUCAUUGGAAAUGUAUUCCUUGGAGUAGCUGGUAAAGUUGCUGCUACGAGAUCAGGAGGUCAAGGGUUCAAGCCUUGGAAACAGCCUCUGGCAAAAAUGUAAGGUAAGGCUGCGUAUGAUACAUCCUUGUGGUGGGGCCCUUCCCUGGACACCGCGCAUAGCGGUAGCUUUAGUGCAUCGGACUGCCCUUUUUAAAGUAUAAGAUCAUAAAAAGUACUCCAUGCCAUUGGUUCAAUGGGAUUAGCACAACCAGACAAAAAGAUCAUAGUAAUCAAACAAUGUCACCCAUUGUAUUUCUGCCUUGUUUCCCACUGUCUAUUCUUCUUUUCUUGUCCUUUCAUUUAAAGUUGCAAAAAGGCAUAUCGUUGCACAAAGUAUCUCGCAUUGGAGCCACCUACACAUUGAUGCAACUCAAAUCCACGACUUAUACACUACACAUAAAUUUUGUUAUCGUUAUUUCAAGACUCCGCUUCUAAUUAAAGUUGCAACUUUUGCAAUAGAUUUUAAUGUGCAUAUAUGAUUGUGUUUCCAUUGGACCAAGGAAAGCAAGGUGAACGAGGAAAAGGUGGAGACAAGGAAAUGUACCAAAAGCAACAUUGUCUGUACGAUGAAAUUUUGAUGUCGUUUAAUGCUACUAGGAUCAUUUUUGUUGACGGGACUGAAUUAUUUUGGGAUUAUAAUUUAAAACUAUAAUUCCUGGACUAGUAAUCUCAAGUUUGAUGAGAUCGUUAAUAAUUUUAUCCCAAGAUUAAUAUAUUUCACCUUAUUCAUGUGCCAAAUAACCCCUUAAAAUCUAAACUAUAAUUAACGUAUCUUACUGGUCUCGGAUAUUUUUUACCAAUUCAAAAAUAUAAACUAUUUCAUAACGAUCAACAUGGAAGCUAUAAUGUCCCAUGGAAUGGUCAUUGUAAGUAGUAAGUGAUACUCUCUUCGUUUCAAUUUGGUUGAUCUAUUUCAAUUUGACAUCAAAUUUAAGAAAUUAAAAUAACUUUUGAAUUUCACAGUGUUAAGUUAAAAAUAUAUUAAAUAUACCACAAUAUAUCUUGUGAUAAAAUAUGUCACGUGAAAAUAAAAAAAAAAUUCUAAAAAAGGUGAAAGAGAUAAUUCCAAAAAAAAAAAGAAAAAGAAAAAGAAUGUGGAUAAUGACCAAAGAGUACAAAAUAAAGGCAUAUACCCUCCAAUUCCCUUUAUUUAAAAUACCUCAAAAUUCUCCCAAAGUACAAAAGCCGCGGGAACCCUUUAAACCCCACAAAUUUCUAAUUUUCCUAAACAAAUUAAAUUGAAUUAACGAAAAGCAAAUAAAGUUAAAAAAAAAAAAAGAAGCAAGCA